AUGAUGGAAGGUCUCACCGCCAAAGUCUUCCGUACCUACAAUGCCUCAAUCACACUGCAAGACGAAUUGGGUAAGACUGUGCUCAAAGCUAGCGCCACCCCCAUUGAGAAGCUGGCGGCCUACAACGCAGCGAAUAGGGCUGUUGCUAUACUUUGUAACCAUCAAAGGGCCGUGCCCAAGGCGCACGAUGAGAGUAUGGGCAAGAUGCAGGAGCAGGUGAAAGGCUGGAAGAAAGAUCUCAAAGACCUCAAAAAAGAGAUCAAGGGUCUGGACAAGAAAAGCAGUGCGCAUGAGAAGAUGACCAAGAAAAUCAGCACCCUGGCUCUGCGGAUACAGAAGAAGGAGGUGCAGAUUGGGGAUAAGGAAGACAACAAAUCCGUGGCGCUGGGCACAUCCAAGAUCAACUACAUGGACCCUCGAAUUAGUGUGGCCUGGUACGUACACGAUGAUUGUUCUGAGUGA
Molecule: messenger RNA, 462 nt
Organism: Sphaeroforma arctica JP610
Lineage: Eukaryota; Ichthyosporea; Ichthyophonida
Exons: 2
Coding region: 1-462 (153 amino acids)
Biological process (GO): DNA topological change; chromosome segregation; DNA replication
Cellular component (GO): nucleolus; chromosome
Molecular function (GO): DNA topoisomerase type I (single strand cut, ATP-independent) activity; DNA binding
Source: RefSeq, a predicted model, not a curated record